AGAGCUCAUCGCCAUCACAUCCACCAACACAGACUUCAGUUCGACCAUUCAUUCAUUAAUGGCCGCCUCUUCUUAUUCUUAUUCUUAUUCUUCUUCUUCUUCGAGAGUUCAACCCAUGUUGCUAGUGUUCUCCUCGCUUCUGGGUAGUAGCUUACUCUUCAUGGCUGCCUCCUCCUCCGCCGACCUCCACCAAGACGUCGACAUCACUUGGGGAGACGGCCGCGCCAGGAUCCUUGACAACGGCCAGCUCCUCACUCUCUCGCUCGACAAAGCCUCUGGCUCCGGCUUCCAGUCCAAGAACCAAUAUCUCUUCGGCAACAUCCACAUGCAGCUCAAGCUUGUCCCCGGGAACUCCGCCGGCACCGUCACUGCCUACUAUCUGUCGUCGCAAGGAUCAACCCACGACGAGAUAGACUUCGAAUUCUUGGGAAAUUUGAGCGGAGACCCCUACAUUCUCCACACCAACGUGUUCAGCCAAGGCAAGGGAAACAGAGAGCAGCAAUUCUACUUGUGGUUCGACCCAACCGCCGAUUUCCACACCUACUCCAUCCUCUGGAAUCCCCAGCGCAUCAUAUUCUCGGUGGACGGCACGCCCAUCAGAGAGUUCAAGAACGCGGAGUCGGUGGGCGUAGCGUACCCAAAGAACCAGCCGAUGAGGAUAUACUCCAGCCUCUGGAACGCCGAUGACUGGGCCACCAGGGGCGGGCUGGUGAAGACCGACUGGACCCAAGCUCCCUUCACAGCUUCCUACAGGAACUUCAAAGCGGAUGAGGCUUGCGUGUGGUCUUCUGGAUCAUCCUCGUGCGGCAGCUCCAGUGGUUCGACUAGUUCAUGGCUCUCCCAGGAGCUGGACUCCACAAGCCAGGAGAGGCUGAGAUGGGUGCAGAAGAACUACAUGAUCUACAAUUACUGCGCCGACGCCAAGAGGUUCCCUCAGGGCCUUCCUCCCGAAUGCAGCCUCUCCUAAUUGGACAAAAAUCAAACGCAAUCCGCAGAUCAUCAAUUAAUUCAUUUGCCAUAGCAGCCUACUACAGCCAUGGUUUCUUGCGAUAAUGAUUCUUUUGUAUUUAAAUCACGGAGGGGAUGUUUUCAUUCUCUAUGAUCGAUGUUUCUUUCUUGAAAUCAAAUAAUAAAGUAAAAUAAUAAUAUUCCUAAGUCAA
Messenger RNA from Diospyros lotus (date-plum), 1160 nucleotides. RefSeq names its product probable xyloglucan endotransglucosylase/hydrolase protein 23. The record is from RefSeq and is a predicted model, not a curated record. The transcript is spliced from 3 exons. Gene Ontology annotation, biological process: xyloglucan metabolic process; cell wall biogenesis. Gene Ontology annotation, cellular component: cell wall; apoplast. NCBI's taxonomy places the organism in Eukaryota, Viridiplantae, Streptophyta, Magnoliopsida, Ericales, Ebenaceae. The coding region runs from base 59 to 967 and encodes 302 amino acids. Gene Ontology annotation, molecular function: xyloglucan:xyloglucosyl transferase activity; hydrolase activity, hydrolyzing O-glycosyl compounds.